Musa acuminata AAA Group (dessert banana) is the source of this 2578-nucleotide messenger RNA. RefSeq lists its product as uncharacterized. The transcript has 3 exons. Bases 694 to 2232 code for a protein of 512 amino acids. Gene Ontology annotation, molecular function: catalytic activity. NCBI's taxonomy places the organism in Eukaryota, Viridiplantae, Streptophyta, Magnoliopsida, Zingiberales, Musaceae. The record is from RefSeq and is a predicted model, not a curated record.
GAUAUACUUCUGAACUGUGAAGUCCUCCGACGUUUGCUGGAUAUGCUCAUCUGCUAUGGUUUCUUCUCUGACUUCACUGUUCGUCCAAGCCAUUCCAUGCGUGAUGAAGGCAGUGAUUCGAGGAUGAAUCCUUUCGAGGAAAGGGGGAAUGAUAUGAACUAUCAAGUUGAUCAUAAUUCUACCAAAGACCCGUUAACUAUUAAUGGAGGACCAAUGACAAGAGCUAAAAGCUAAAAGGAUGAAAGAAGCCUUAACUUGUUUAUUGUAAGACAUUUGGAAGGAGCAAGCUGGUCAAGACUCGGUUAAAGUUCUAUAGAUACAAGAAGAGACUAAAAUGGUCAACAUGAUUCACGUAAGUCCAAAUCAUGAAGAGAAAGUCCAGCUUUGAGAGAAGGACGAAAUUUUAGCCCAUUUUGAAGAAUAAAGGCCAUUCAGUCAUAUUGGACCAUAUUAAGAAUUGUGGGUUUAUUCAUGAAUAAUUAUUCAAAUCAAUUCAAAGCAGAUUCAUGAGUGAUCUACAUUCAUGAAUUAGGAAUAUGAAUGUCAUUUAAUGGAUUCAUUCACUUUGUACUUGGCCUUUGUACUGUAUAAACAAAGCUGACUCCCUUUGUAAGGAGCCAAUUGAGAAGUAUAAUCAUCUUUCAACACUGUUUCUGACAGGAAAGGAUCUCAAGGUAUAAAAGAAAGAAAUGCAUGAGAUUAGUGAGCAUGCAAGGAACAUCAGAACCUAAUAAUGUUUUAGCUGAUUUACCAGUAGUGCUCGAGGCAAGUUCUGCUCCUUUAGUUCAGGCCUUAAAGUCUACUGCAGAACAAGAUGUUGCUUGUUUUCACUUCCCAGGACAUAACAGAGGGAAAGCAGCUCCUAAUUUGUCCAAUCUUACUGGUCCAGGAGCUUUUCUACAUGACCUACCUGAACUCCCAGAGUUGGAUGAUUUGUUCUCUCCAAAAGGUGCAAUUUUAGAUGCUCAGGCAGAAGCUGCAAAAUUGUUUGGGGCGUCUGAGACAUGGUUUCUUGUUGGAGGCACCACUUGUGGCAUACAAGCGUCCAUAAUGGCUACAUGUUGCCCAGGUGAUGUACUCAUUCUCCCAAGGAAUGCUCACAUUUCUGCAACCUCGGGUCUCGUUCUGUCUGGUGCAGUGCCAAAAUACAUUCUACCUGAGUAUAAUUCUUGUUGGGAUAUUGCUGCCGGAAUAAGGCCAUCGCAAGUUGAAGCCGCAAUAAAAGAGUUGGAGGACGUCGGAAAAACAGCAGCUGCAGUUCUCAUCACUUCUCCAACAUAUCAUGGCAUAUGCAGUAAUCUGAAUGAGAUUACUAAAGUUUGUCACUCCCGAUGUAUUCCUGUAAUAGUGGAUGAAGCACAUGGUGCUCAUUUCGGGUUUCAUCCUAACUUUCCAAGCACUGCUCUUGAACAAGGUGCAGACUUAGCUGUCCAGUCUACCCACAAGGUUCUAUCUUCUCUGACACAGUCAUCAAUGUUACAUAUGUCUGGGAACCUUAUAGAUACGGAGAGAAUAAGCAAAUGUCUUCAAAUGCUGCAGAGCUCCAGCCCAAGCUACCUAUUACUUGCAUCAUUAGAUUCUGCAAGAGCUCAGCUAGGGAAAAAUCCAGAUGCUAUUUUUUGUGAUGCCGUGAAUUUGUCCCUGGAAACCAGAAAAGAAAUUGGAACAACUGCAGGUGUCUCAUUACUGGAUUUGUCUAGCUUUCUUUCUGGUUUUACUGCUAUUGAUCCUUUGCGUAUCACUCUUGGUGUCUCACAGCUCCAUAUAUCAGGCUACAUAGCAGAUGAGGUAUUGUGGGAAGGACAUCGCAUAAUACCUGAGCUUGUAGGAAGCAGCUCACUAACAUUUGUAAUCAACCUGGGGACUAGCAGGAAAGAUAUUCAAAGACUUAUUUUAGGGGUAAAGAAUCUGUCCAGGAAUUUCUUUAAUGGAAACAAAAUAAAGUCUGAUGUAUGGAAUGGCGUACGUGCUCCAGCUACAUACUCUUCUAUGCAACUUAGCCCUAGGGAUGCCUUUUUUGCGAAGAAAAGAAGGGUAAAUAUUAGAGAAAGUGUUGGGGAGAUCUGCGGGGAGUUAAUCUGUCCAUACCCACCUGGUAUUCCAGUCCUGAUUCCUGGUGAGGUCAUUACUGAGGAAGCUCUAUCCUAUCUGUUACGUGUUUUGAGAAUGGGGGCUGCAAUUAGGGGAGCCGCUGAUCACCAGCUCUCUUCCAUAUUGGUGUGUCGUAUAUGAUGGAACAGGCGAUCAAUUUUUGACGCUAUUCAGAUGGGAUAUUAGCUUAAAGAGGGAGAAGGAUUAGACUAAAACACAUGGAAGGCCUAUUUGCUCUUAGCCAAAUUGUUUGAAGGGUGUUCAAGGAUGGAUGUGCAAAGUAUCUGAGGAAUUUAUCCGACUUCUAGAAAACUUCUGGAAAUUUAUCAUGCAGAGCAACAUCGACAGCACGUACGAAAGCUAGCCUGAUACAGUCAACCUCAAGGCUGUUAUAUUAAUAUUUGUUUCAAUAGUAGUUAAUCAGCAUGAAAAUGUUAUUUUCACUUGAUAUAGAAAUAAGAAAUCGUAGCACGAUCAACCUUCAUUA